This is a messenger RNA of Chelonoidis abingdonii (Abingdon island giant tortoise), 1230 nucleotides long. It is a transcript of the gene NKX1-1, whose product is annotated as NK1 homeobox 1. Gene Ontology annotation, cellular component: nucleus. NCBI's taxonomy places the organism in Eukaryota, Metazoa, Chordata, Testudines, Testudinidae. Gene Ontology annotation, molecular function: DNA-binding transcription factor activity, RNA polymerase II-specific; RNA polymerase II cis-regulatory region sequence-specific DNA binding. The record is from RefSeq and is a predicted model, not a curated record. Gene Ontology annotation, biological process: cell differentiation; regulation of transcription by RNA polymerase II.
AUGAAUGUGAGCAGAGACAAGACUCAGGGGGGUGACAUCUCUAUCCCAGCAGCAGCAGCAGCAAGCCAGGCUGGCAUUGUAGUGGAGCCAGUGUCCGGCUGCCUUCACGGGGAAAGCAUGGACACCCACGGGGACCAGAGACUUUCUUCCAGCAACGACCUCCCAGUCUAUUCGUGCCCUGGAAAUAGAGACAGGCCGGGCGACAAUCAGAGCAACAUCCCUGGCCAAGAGGGGGCAGUGGCAGCCCUGCCCGUGGUCCACCGAACCACCUCUUUUUCAGUGCUGGACAUUCUGGAUCCCAACAAAUUCAACAGCAAAAAGCGGCAAUGUUCUGUGUUGUACAAAUCCGCAGGGAGCGAAUUCACUGUAGGGGCAGAGGAUAAACCCCAGGAGUCAGGAACGGAACUAGCAGAUCAAAAGGCUCUGAAUGAAGAUUUUGAAAUGUGCAAAAAGUCCUCGGACUUACUCAAGGAUGGGGAGCUGUACAAAGCCGAGGAGUGCGACCUGGACUACGGCAGCAGGCCCAGCCCCAGCCCCGAGAGCGAGCUGCAGGACGAGGAGGAGCUGUGCAGCGAGGAGAGCAGCAGCAGCGUGGGCGCCGUGGGGGGGUCCGGCGAGGCAGACCCCGGCCACCACCCCGAGGACGGAGAGCCAGGCACCCAGGAGCAGCCGCCGCCGCCAGCCCAACCUCCUGUCCCCGGCGGGGGCCCGCAGGCCAAGCCCAAGAGGAAGCGCACGGGCUCGGACUCCAAGUCGGGCAAGCCCCGGCGGGCGCGGACCGCUUUCACCUACGAGCAGCUGGUGGCGCUGGAGAACAAGUUCAAGUCCACGCGGUACCUGUCGGUGUGCGAGCGCCUCAACCUGGCGCUGUCGCUCAGCCUGACCGAGACCCAGGUCAAGAUCUGGUUCCAGAACCGCCGCACCAAGUGGAAGAAGCAGAACCCGGGCGCCGACACCAGCGCCCCGACGGGCGGCGGGGCAGGAGGCGGCGGGGCCGGAGGGGGUCUAGGGGGAGGCGGCCUGGGCGGGGGGCUGAGCCCGCUCAGCCACUCGCCGCCCAUGGGCAACCCGCUCUCCAUGCAUGGCCCUGGGGGCUACCCGGGACACCCCACCGGGGGGCUGGUUUGCGCUGCCCAGUUGCCCUUCCUGCCCAGCCCCGCCGUCCUCUCGCCUUUUGUCCUGGGCUCGCAGACUUACGGGGCUCCGGCCUUCUACACCCCGCACCUAUAA